Messenger RNA from Tigriopus californicus, 2230 nucleotides. RefSeq names its product leukocyte elastase inhibitor-like. The transcript has 4 exons. Bases 930 to 2174 code for a protein of 414 amino acids. Lineage: Eukaryota; Metazoa; Arthropoda; Copepoda; Harpacticoida; Harpacticidae. Gene Ontology annotation, molecular function: serine-type endopeptidase inhibitor activity. The record is from RefSeq and is a predicted model, not a curated record.
GUAGCAGUAGUAGUAGCUUGUCAAGCGACGAUCAUCUUGUCUAUCGCUGUUGACUAUAAUGAGCAAGGAGAGUUUGAGUAGUAGUAGUAGUAGUAGUAGUACUAGUACUGGUAGUAGUAGUGGUAGAAGCAGUAGUAGUAGCUUAAUUAUCACCAUUUUCAAGACGACCCGUCCUUUCGUUAAACCCAAUCUUGACAAUGGCGAUCUUCGUUCCGUCCAACAACCUGUGACUGUUUGAGCUUGUAUCAAUCACUGAGAAAAUCCCAAUGGGUUUUACCGCGGAACCAUCAAAGAGUCUGGCAAGGGAUCACGGUGUUCGGCCCCUUUCAACCAUCUCUGGGGAAGGCUCUCCAAACCGAAUCAUGUUCAAGGAGAUGAAGCGCCACCGGAAGAGCUGAACUCAUCGUGGGAAACCCAUUUCAGGCAGUGGAUCUUGGGUACAAAACUCCAAAUCUGCUGGCCCCAAGUUGUGUGUGCCCUGUCGACGUCGCUUUGUGUCGCUGUUGUGAUCUGACACCUUUGGCUGGAGUGUCAACCUGGGUGAUGUCUGAUUGCAUUAUCAUUUCCCUCAAAACACACAAAUCGGGACCCGAGAGAUGUCUCCCUCAAUUGGUUAAUCUUCGCACCCAAUACGAUCUCGCUCAUUGGGAGGUGGUGGUCUUUCUUUCUCUCUCUGUCUUUUCUUGAUAGGUAGGAGCUUUUUGAACUCCGAAGCUCAACAGUCAGUUAGCAAAGGGAGAGCAAAGAGGAAAGGAGGAAGGCGAGGGAAAAUAUCAAGGAAAUCCACUCGUCUCGAUCGUUGGACUCCAACGCUCAUUAUCCACUGGAAGUGACGAAAAUAAAGUUCGACCCGAGGCAGGGCUGCUUGUGUGGAGUCUUUUGGAACGCCAAUUCUCCAUUGGACAUCAUCCCAAAUACAAAUAAAGACCAUGAAGCCCACUAUCAUAGCCAUGGCAUUGUUACUCGUGUCAGUAGUGCAGAACUCAUCAACGGCCAAUAUCUCACAGAAGCUUUCUCGCUCCCAUUUCCAGUUCUCAGUGGAUCUCUUUAAGGCACUGGUCCACCAAGAUGAGAACUCGGGUACAAAUCUCCUGUUUUCGCCCUACAGUGUGAACUCAGUAUUAUCCAUGCUCUUCUUGGGAACAAGCUCCUCAUCCAAGUCAUCUGAGGAGUUGCGAGCAGUGCUUCAUUAUGAAAACAUGUCCUACGUGGACGUUCAUAAUGCGUUCAAAGAGAUUGUGAAUGUGUUUGAUGACAACUAUUAUGAUAAAAAAGUUCGCAGUGUUAAUGGGCUAUUUGUCCAGGAUGGAGUAACCAUAUCCUCACCUUAUGAUCGGGCUCUCCGAGAGUUCUACCAUGCCAAAGUGGAACACAUUGAUUUCCGAAACGCCGACCCGUCCCAAACUAUGGGCAUUGUGAAUGACUGGAUCAACGAUGUAACCGAAGGACAGAUCCCUCAAUUACUCAAUGGUCCUCCGAGCAAAGACUCCAAGUUGCUGAUGGUCAAUGCCAUGGCAUUAAAUGCUAAAUGGCUGAACUCUUUCAGCCCGGCCGACACUUUCAAUAAGGGUCUUUAUUUUCUGCCCGGCAAUCAAAGAUUGGAAAUACCGAUGAUGUCUGGGAGGCACACUUUGCCCUUGGGCUACAGCCCCGAAAUGGAAUGCCGAAUUCUUGAGAUUCCAUUCACACAACGAAGAAUCUCAAUGUUUGUUCUCUUACCGGAUGAUACAGAAGGACUAAACCGAUUGGAGGCGAACUUGACGGCCGACAGUCUCAAGUUGCUUUUCUCCACGCUUAAGGAUGAAGUGGUUAAUGUUCGACUUCCGAGGUUUCGUUUGGAGAGUGAGGUCAAGAUUCUGGAUGCUUUGGAAAACAUCGGACUGUCGGAUAUUUUCAACCCUCAAAACUCAGAUUUGAGCUUAAUGGCUCCAUAUGAACAAAUUCAUCUCUCCAAUAUCGCACACAAAUCCGUCUUGGAGGUGACAGAAAAUGGCGCCAAAGGCUCGUCCGCCACCUAUGCUUCGUUAGAACGUGUGGGUACAUUCGGACAGAAGUAUUUUGAAGUCGAUCACCCGUUCAUCUUUUUGGUGUGGGACUACUACAGUGGGAUGCUGUUGUUAAUGGGCAGGGUCAUCCAUCCCGAAUCCAUAGGGGAUGGCGCCGAAUCGAAAUGAGAAGAAGUGGAAGAAAGUGGAUGGAUGGGUGGUGAAUGAGUGGACGGCGACCAGAC